Pristis pectinata (smalltooth sawfish) is the source of this 804-nucleotide messenger RNA. Its product is annotated as chymotrypsin-like elastase family member 2A. Gene Ontology annotation, molecular function: serine-type endopeptidase activity. Gene Ontology annotation, biological process: proteolysis. The record is from RefSeq and is a predicted model, not a curated record. Lineage: Eukaryota; Metazoa; Chordata; Chondrichthyes; Rhinopristiformes; Pristidae.
AUGAUCCGUUUUGCCUUGGCCGCUCUGCUUAUCGCAACAGUCUACGGUUGUGGUACUCCUGUAUACCAACCCAUCCUCUCCAGGGUUGUAGGUGGUGUGGACGCUAGACCCAACAGCUGGCCAUGGCAAAUCUCCCUCCAGAUAUCUAGAGAAGGUCGCUGGGGUCACACUUGUGGGGGGACUCUCAUUGAUCCCAGAUGGGUUAUGACUGCAGCACAUUGCAUUCACAACAAGUAUACCUACAGAGUGGCUCUCGGCAAACAGGUCCCUCUCAGAAAAUGAGCAGGCUCCAUCUAUGCUCCAGUUGAGAAGAUGUUCCGUCACGAGAAGUUCAACAUGAUCUUUGCUGCCAAUGGUUAUGAUAUCGGUCUUGUCAAACUUGCUGAACCGGUAGACCUGACUGACAAGAUUAACUUGGGAUGUAUCCCUGCCCCAGGCACUAUUCCCCAUGACUACAGCUGUUAUAUUACUGGCUGGGGAUUGCUGAGGGCUGGCGUACUGUGUCUAAUGUCUUGCAAACAAGCUCUUCUGCCUGUCGUGGAUUACGCCAUUUGUUCCCAACCCUCGUGGUGGUGGGUGGCGGUCAAGAAAUCGAUGGUGUGUGCCGGCGGUGACGGAGUUGUUUCUGGAUGCAAUGGAGACUCUGGAGGUCCACUGAACUGCCAAAAUGCCGCGGGUACCUGGGAGGUGCACGGAGUCGUCAGCUUUGGGUCGUCCCGCUGCAGCCAAAAGAACAAGCCAACUGUCUUCACCCGUGUGUCCGCCUACAAUGAGUGGAUAACUGAGAAAAUGAUGAACAAUUAA